AGGUAUAUUACCAACAUGGAACUAAAUCAGUGGGCUAAACCAUCUCCGUUGCCACCUGAACUACCCCUUUGUUCUUGUCCACAAUGGAACUACCCCCACGUUACUCACAGCACGGACCAAUCAGCCGAUGCGCAGACAGGAAGUGCCCGCACGUCAUCCAUGGGUUAAAAAGCGCAGCGCGAAAAGACUCUCCCUCUUUUUCCAUGGGUUUGCAGCCCGUCAGGAGAGGCCCAUUUCACGUGAAAUAUCAGAAGAAAGCUGACUGGAAGUAGCUUUCGUUUUCCUGCAUCGAAAGUCACGGAUCGCAGUGUUCCAUCGUGCAUAGCAACAGCGCUGACUGGGAGAUAGAAAGCCUUUGAAGCUGACCGCGGAGUUUCGUUCUCCCCUUUCUUGGACCAAUCGGUUAAGAGGACGCUCUUGCCGAUCACCUCCUAAGAUCACCUCCUGAAAUCCCUCCCUUCCAACUCGUGAGCAGAUCAACCCCUCUGCUGCGGCCCGAGCUGACUGAACUUUCCCGAGGGGCGGACCGGUGGCAGAGAAGCGCUGCCCGACAGAAACCAAGCUGCGGUUGCCGUGGAAACGCCAACCUCCCUCGGACGACGCAUCUCACAAUGGAGAUCUUCUGGGUAAUCGGCUUCCUCCUGGGAUCAACCAUGGGCCAACCAUCCAGUGUAAUAGAGACAGGACCUCCAACCGGCACCGCUCUCCAAGACACACCUGGACUACUCAUCACACACUGUAAACUCCAUACACAACGGGUGUUCGUCCGACUCGAUCCAUGGGACGUGUACCGGAAACACAUUAAACUACCGCCUCAGAUAGGAGAAGGACGACAACAAGGCAGUCAGAUCCAUGACACAGUGAACCAUGCCAAACAUACCACAACCCACAUUCUUAAACAACUCGAAAAGUUUAUGGUGACUGAACAGGAUCUCGUCGGAAGUAAACGCCCGAAAAGAUUUUUAGGCGGACUCAUAGCCUCCGUGGCCGCGGUCGGAUCACUGUUUUCCAUAGGUCUCUCAGCGGCAAAUGCUGUUAGUCUGAAAACAAUUCAAAAGCAUGUACAAGAACUGGACUCUGAGAUGCCAGAAAUCCAGCAAAGGCUCCUCAUACAACAGAAACUACUGAACAUCCAGACAAAAACACUUCAAGGCACAGUAGUCACGGUUAACCUACACUCUGCCCUUAUAAACAACACCAUGCAUGCACUGGAAACACUGACAGAAGUGGUAAAGAAUGAUCUAAUGUACACGCAAGUUGUGAGAGAUUUAAUGCAGGAUCUCAUCCAAGAGGUUGGUGAAUCGGUAAACAGCCUAGCUGAAGGAAGAAUCCCUCCUUACUUAGUCCCUGUGGAACUAGUAGAGAAUGUGCUGAAAUCCGCUGUCACUGGUGCUCUGCAAUCACCGCAAACUCACCUGGCUUAUAGCUUAGGUAGUGCAAUACCACUCUUUGUAGAUCCCGAUAACUUAGAAAUCGGAUUCAUGUUAAAUCUCCCAAUCAUUGAAAGGGCUAAUGUGUAUAGACUAAAAUCAGUACUAAACGUUGGAUUUUGGAGAGAUAAAACCCACGUCCACCUAAAAACUCCGUCCAUGUUGGCUUUCAACGACGCCAACCCACAGCUUUAUUUGGUCCCUAACCUAGACUUAUGCACCAAAACUAAAGAAAUCCACUGGGUCUGCCCCAGCAACCCAUUCCUUAGAGAUGUAACAGACCGCCUCUGCGGACUUAGAAACGAAUCCCCAGAACAAAACUGCCAAGCUAAGAUGACUCUAAAGGAUGCAGGAGUAGAAACAAUGAUAGAGCGCGCAGGUAAUAAAUGGCUAGUGAGUACACCAGCUACCGAAGCACUGCUGUCCUACGAACUACACGACACAGUCACUAGAAUUCACCUUCCCAAUCAAACAAUGUUGAUUUCAGUUCCUCAAGGCGCCGUGAUCCAAAUUGGUGACAUAGUCUUACACCAUCUCAAUGUCGAGCGAUACGACUCAGAAAUUGAAAUUCUAGAUGUCUUCAAAGGAUAUAACUUCAGUAUUGAUGUCGAAAUUGAAAAACAACUCCUGGCAGCAGGCACUCAGCUAGUUAAAUUUAGUCUCACACCAUCUGAACUACUCUCCACCCCACUUUUCCAUUAUCGUCAAGACAAUGCUUGGCCGAAUACCCACACCAUGUCUAUUCCGAUCAUUGUUUUCAUCUUCGGUUGGGUCAUCACUACGAUAAUGACGUAUAAGGCAUACCAAAAGGUAAAGGUGUUACAGCAUAAAGUCGAGCACCUCACCUAUGUGGCCCCCAGAUUCAUAGCGCCAUAACGUCAAAACAUAGAAGAAAAAAAAAAAACGGAAAAUGACGGGCUAUGAAUCACAAGUAGUUUAGUGAGUUUUUUUUUUUUUUUAUCUCUGUCCCCUUUGCAUGUUUCUUUCCUCCCUUCUCUUGCUUAAAGCAAAUAUGCUGAACCAAAAUGCCACAUGGUUGCUAAUGUACAACAAAUGUCUGUGUUUCAAUGUUUGGUGACAUUACAAUGAGGUUAGUUAGCUAGCUAGCAAUACACUCGCCGAGCACCUGCCUCCUCUCCCUGAGCCAGCACCCACCUCUAACGAACGGCCAACUGCACAGUGGACACCUACACGCAACCCUGUUGGCAAUAUGGAUUAAUAAACUGGGUUAGCUUUAAAGACUGAAACGGAUAUCCACUCUUCAAAGCUAAAAGGGGGGAAUAUGUUGAGGUAUAUUACCAACAUGGAACUAAAUCAGUGGGCUAAACCAUCUCCGUUGCCACCUGAACUACCCCUUUGUUCUUGUCCACAAUGGAACUACCCCCACGUUACUCACAGCACGGACCAAUCAGCCGAUGCGCAGACAGGAAGUGCCCGCACGUCAUCCAUGGGUUAAAAAGCGCAGCGCGAAAAGACUCUCCCUCUUUUUCCAUGGGUUUGCAGCCCGUCAGGAGAGGCCCAUUUCACGUGAAAUAUCAGAAGAAAGCUGACUGGAAGUAGCUUUCGUUUUCCUGCAUCGAAAGUCACGGAUCGCAGUGUUCCAUCGUGCAUAGCAACAGCGCUGACUGGGAGAUAGAAAGCCUUUGAAGCUGACCGCGGAGUUUCGUUCUCCCCUUUCUUGGACCAAUCGGUUAAGAGGACGCUCUUGCCGAUCACCUCCUAAGAUCACCUCCUGAAAUCCCUCCCUUCCAACUCGUGAGCAGAUCAACCCCUCUGCUGCGGCCCGAGCUGACUGAACUUUCCCGAGGGGCGGACCGGUGGCAGAGAAGCGCUGCCCGACAGAAACCAAGCUGCGGUUGCCGUGGAAACGCCAACCUCCCUCGGACGACGCAUCUCACAGUAAAAUCAAUUUACCUUCUUUUGAUGCAUCAGAAUUGCUGUGCUCAGGCGAGAGAAAGGCAGUUUAGGGUUUUUAAUUAAUGCUGAUGUUCUUUUUUUUAUCUGUGCUGAUUAAGGGUUUGUUUAUUUGGUUAAAAUAAGUGUGUGCUUUUUCUUUCUUUCUUGGCUUUCCUGUCGUCUCCGUUGUUUCUGCUUUGAGAUAGAGAUAAAGUUAUCACGUUCAGCCACGUGGGGUCCCGUGGUCGCCGCCAUCUUGAUCACAGGUCGCCCCCCCCAUUUCUCUUUGUUCCCCUCACCGCGUGGAGAACAAAGGGGGGUGGUCCCCAUUUAGCCACAACCAUUCACACACAUCAUUACAUUGCC
This is a messenger RNA of Cyprinodon tularosa, 3692 nucleotides long. RefSeq lists its product as uncharacterized. Lineage: Eukaryota; Metazoa; Chordata; Actinopteri; Cyprinodontiformes; Cyprinodontidae. The record is from RefSeq and is a predicted model, not a curated record. The transcript has 2 exons. The coding region runs from base 612 to 2306 and encodes 564 amino acids.